Messenger RNA from Vespula pensylvanica (western yellowjacket), 2842 nucleotides. RefSeq names its product protein RCC2 homolog. Bases 328 to 1557 code for a protein of 409 amino acids. The transcript has 5 exons. The record is from RefSeq and is a predicted model, not a curated record. Lineage: Eukaryota; Metazoa; Arthropoda; Insecta; Hymenoptera; Vespidae.
UAGUACGAUAUGUCUAAACGGAAAAAUACAACGGUUAAGAAAGGUCGCGCGAAAUCGAGGAAGGUCGAAUACGAUGAGGAGGAUAUUUCGAGCGAGCACGAGUCCGAUGUAGAAGACGCCGAGAGUGGCACUAAUGUCGACGGUUAACACAAAUAUUGAUGCUAAAACGGUGACCCCGAAGAAGAAUCUCAAGUCAUACCGAUGUUAAUGAGCCUGGCGAUCAGUACGUAACGACAUUUCUGUGGUCAUGAAUAUGAAUAACGGCUUGGUGGAAGAUCCUGCGGCAUCGAUACGCAUGGAGGUUGGGGUAAGCCCGGCACAUUGCUUAUGUGUGGUCUGACAAAUUGGGAAAUGGCAGGCCGUAAAGCACCACCGAAAUCGCUCAAGACAAAUGUAGGACGUAGUUUGUGGACUCCGCAUACUUUUAAGAAUUUAAACGGCGCGCGUGUGAGAUUGAUUGCCUCUGGACCUGCUGCUUCCCAUAAUAUUAUUGUUACGGAGGAUAAUAGAUGCUUGACUUUUGGUAAAAAUGAUAAAGGUCAGUUGGGUGUUGGUGAUACUAAACGUCGGGAUGAACCAACUGAAGUAGAAGCAUUAAAGGGACACACUAUUAUAGCAGCAUCUUGCGGUCGUAAUCAUACGCUUUUCUUAACCAGUCGUGGUUUAGUAUUCGCCGCUGGGGACAAUAAGUUAGGACAGUGUGGAGUAGGAAAAUCUGAUCCUUGUAUAGUGAAAGCUAUGAAAGUUAAAUAUUCUGGACCUCCUAUAGUAAAAGUAGGGUGUGGAGCAGAAUUUUCUAUGAUCUUAGAUAUUAAAGGUGGUCUACAUUCUUUCGGAUGUCCAGAAUAUGGUGUACUAGGUCAUAAUACAGAUGGAAAAUAUUUUAUAACAAAUACGAAGAUGGCGUUUCACUUCGAGAAAGUGCCUAAACGAAUCGUUUUAUAUGUAGAAAGAGGUAAAGAUGGUCAUGUCACGCCAUUAGAUCGUGUUGAAAUUACAGAUUUCAGUUGUGGUCAUUAUCACACGGUUGCAAUCGAUAGUAAAAAUCGUGCGUUUUCAUGGGGAUUUGGAGGAAUCGGUCGAUUAGGUCAUAACGAACAAAGAGAUGAAUUAGUGCCACGUUUAAUUAAAUUUCUCGAACCACCUAAUCGAGGUAUUAGAUCUAUCGCCUGUGGUAGUACUUACAGUAUUGCAAUUAAUAUCCAUGGUUCAGCACUUAUGUUUGGACAGACUAAACGUACAGGAGAAGCUAAUAUGUAUCCAAAACCUAUUCAAGAUUUAUCAGGUUGGGAAAUCAGAUGUAUUGGAUGUUCACAAAGUAGUAUAGUAGUUGCAGCAGAUGAUUCUGUUAUUGCCUGGGGAGGCAGUCCCACAUUUGGGGAAUUGGGUUUUGGUGAAAUGCGCAAAUCGUCGACUACUCCUAUGGAAGUAAAGGCUGUAGAAGGUUUAUACAUUACAGCGGUUACUUGUGGUGUCUCUCAUACAUUAAUGAUCUGUCGAGAUGAUACCGAACAUGAGAAAGCUAAAAUUAAUAAACUUCCAGUAUAUUCUGUUUAAUUAUUACAUAAUUUCUUGGAUUGAUAAAUAUAUGGGAUACAAUGAUUACCACAUCUUUAUACAAAAAAACUGGAAAGAAUGUUUUAAUUCUAUAUACAAGUGUAAUCAUAUCCCAACAAACAAGAUCAGCCUAACAUCAGGGAUGCAUUGUAAAAAGAUUUAAGCUAUCUUUGCUUGGGUCCAGAAACAGUUGCAGCAUAGAAAUGCUCAUUUCCUUGAAAAAAAAGUCUUAGCAGACUGCAAAAUACGUCCAUAUAAAACAUAGACUUAGCUAUUACUCUACUUUGUACUUCCAAUUUUUACUUAAUCUGUAAAUGACAGUUCAUCUGUAAUAGUAAUCCCUUUCUGUUAGUAGCUCAGGAUAUAGACCAAACAGAUAGAUGCAAAAAUAUAUUUUGAUACGUUGCUAUUUUAUUGGAGUUCGCUGUAACUUUUAACCACAGUGAAAGUGAUUAUUUGUAUGAGAAAAAGUGCUGGGAACUGGAAAUUGUUAAGAAAGUUUUAUUUCUAUCAUUCAUUGUAGUGAAUUUAUAAUCUUGUAAUCUAUACCAUUGAUUCAUUACGGUAGUACCUGAAUCAUUGCACCCAUAGAAAUUUUUAUAUAAGUACAAUAUAAUACAUGACAUAUAUAGAUACAUAAAAAUAAUUCACAUGUCCAAUGAUUUAUAAACAAUAUUUUAAUGACUUAAUAUUUAUGGAGUAUGGCCAAUAAUUUUAUUUGAUUUUAGCGUGUAAGAAAUGAUUACUUCCUUGAAACCAGCAUUAUUUGUCAUACUUUUUUUGUAUGAAAAUUAAUUUUUUAUUGUAUACAUGCAGGAAGUGAAGUUUCAGUGAAUAUUAUAUAUUGUUGGCUAUUGUAUUAUUAUGCAAGGCAUUCCAAGAUUUAAACUAUCACAAUUUACAAGUAUCUGGAAUUCCUUGUAUCUCAACUUUUUCACAACUAUUUAAACUUAUCCAUUUUAUUAUUAUUAUUAUUAUUAUUAUUAUUAUUAUUAUUAUUUUAAGAAUUUUAAAAUGAAAUAGAAUAUUGAUUUUACAUUUAUUUUGUACUAUAUGUGCAGAAUGAUUAUAAACUUAUAUUUACAUUUUAUAAGACAAAUUGUAAAGAACACUGCCAAAAUGUGUUUAAACAUUUUUUUUAUUGUGACACGUCCGGUAUUUAAUCAUUCCAUUUCGUUCUAUGUAAUACUCUUAUGCAGAUUUUGCACUAAAACGAACUUGUUUUAAUGAAUUUGUAACGAAUGUACAAGUAUAAUUGUCAAAUAAAUGAAAUUUUUAAGAAAAA